This is a messenger RNA of Baudoinia panamericana UAMH 10762, 603 nucleotides long. RefSeq lists its product as uncharacterized. NCBI's taxonomy places the organism in Eukaryota, Fungi, Ascomycota, Dothideomycetes, Mycosphaerellales, Teratosphaeriaceae. The record is from RefSeq and is a predicted model, not a curated record. The transcript has 2 exons. The coding region runs from base 1 to 603 and encodes 200 amino acids. Gene Ontology annotation, biological process: intra-Golgi vesicle-mediated transport; intracellular protein transport; retrograde vesicle-mediated transport, Golgi to endoplasmic reticulum. Gene Ontology annotation, cellular component: COPI vesicle coat.
AUGGCACCCAACAUGUCUCUCUUCUCCGUCAACGCCAUACUCAUCCUCUCCACAGACGACACCUCUCGAAUCCUCACGAAAUAUUACAGCCCACCACAUGUGCCGCACCACCCACAAGGAACGACAUACCCCGGCGCAAACCCAUACCCAUCACUUAAAGACCAGAAAGCGUUCGAGAAGGGUCUGCUGGAUAAGACAGCGAAGCAAACGAGCGAUGUAAUUCUCUACGACAACCGGGUGGUGGUCUUCAAGAUGGAGAGCGACGUGAUGCUCUACGUCGUUGGAAGCGCAGAAGAGAACGAGAUCAUGCUGUACAACGUCAUCCUGGCGCUACGAGAUGCACUCAACAUUUUGCUGAAAAACUCCGUCGACAAGCGAACCAUCAUCGAGAACUACGACCUUGUCUCCCUCUGCAUUGAUGAGCUUGUCGAUGACGGCAUCAUUCUUGAGACCGAUCCUGUCGUCAUUGCAAGCCGGGUGAGCAGGCCUCCUGCGCAGGAUGCGCCGAACAUGCAAGGCAUUGACUUGAGCGAAGAGGGUCUGCUCAAAAUCUAUCAAUUUGGGAAGCAGAAAUUCCAGGAGCGGUUACGGCAAGGUUUGUAA